CUUGGUCAGUUGAUCUACAGAGCUCAGACUGCUCUUCAGAGUUAAUUUAUUUUAAAUUAUAUUUUCAAUAUAAUCAUUGUCAAUCCUUUUAUAUGGUAAAUUGUGUUUAUUUAUUGUUGUGCAACUGUACACCUACCUGCGUUGUAUGCGUUCAAAUUUAAAAAAAAGUAUAGUCAUAUCAUUCAAAAUAUUGGAGCAAUCUACAAUUAUUUAAUGACAAAUAAAACUUAGUACCAUUAAUAAAGAUGUCUGUGUUAUUGAGCAGUAUUCAGCAAGCUACAGAAUGGGUAGAACAAAAUACAGAUCCUAUUGUUAAAGAUCUUUGGUUUAUGGGAUCAAUAUGGCCAAUUACAAUUGUAGUGAUUGCAUAUUUGUACUUUGUUCUUAAACUUGGACCGGAAUUUAUGAAGUUUCGUAACCCUUACAACAUUGAUCGCAUUGUUAUGAUUUAUAACGCCAUACAAGUUAUAUUUUCUUUGUACUUGGUGAAAGAGGCAUUUAGACUGGUGUGGCUGCGAGAUGAUUACCGAUUCUAUUGCAUUGAAAGAAAUAAAGAGGACCCUGAUAUAGCAAACCAACAAAUAUAUUCAGUUUGGCUGUUCCUCAUUAGUAAAUUUCUGGACCUCCUAGACACAGUUUUUUUUGUACUAAGAAAAAAACAAAGUCAAAUAACGUUUUUACAUGUUUACCAUCAUACUUUGGUUAUAACAUUCGGCUGGUAUUUAACUAAUUUUUAUCCAGGAGGACAAGUCGCAUUCUUUGGUACCAUUAAUGCAUUUGUGCAUGUUAUAAUGUAUAGCUACUACUUUUUGACUAUAAUAAACCCAGAAUACAAAAAAGCCUGGUGGAAAAAAUAUUUAACGACUAUACAACUGGUGCAAUUUGUCAUUACUGGACUACAUGCAUUAAUUACGCUAUUUGAGCCUGACUGCGAUUUCCCAAGAUUCAUAAUGAUAUUAGCAAUUCCACAAGAUAUAUUUAUGUUUAUUUUAUUCUGGGACUUUUAUAAAAAAGCAUACAUUAAACCAAAGAAGAUUAAACAAUGAUGAAUUUGCAAAAGAUUAUAAAAUAAAAAUAUUUAUUAUUUA
Metopolophium dirhodum (rose-grain aphid) is the source of this 1088-nucleotide messenger RNA. Its product is annotated as elongation of very long chain fatty acids protein 7-like. Gene Ontology annotation, cellular component: endoplasmic reticulum membrane. Gene Ontology annotation, molecular function: fatty acid elongase activity. The transcript is spliced from 8 exons. The record is from RefSeq and is a predicted model, not a curated record. Lineage: Eukaryota; Metazoa; Arthropoda; Insecta; Hemiptera; Aphididae. Gene Ontology annotation, biological process: fatty acid elongation, polyunsaturated fatty acid; fatty acid elongation, monounsaturated fatty acid; fatty acid elongation, saturated fatty acid. The coding region runs from base 246 to 1046 and encodes 266 amino acids.